Nilaparvata lugens (brown planthopper) is the source of this 1679-nucleotide messenger RNA. RefSeq names its product sodium/hydrogen exchanger 6 (gene Nhe3). Gene Ontology annotation, cellular component: membrane; recycling endosome. Lineage: Eukaryota; Metazoa; Arthropoda; Insecta; Hemiptera; Delphacidae. Gene Ontology annotation, molecular function: sodium:proton antiporter activity. The record is from RefSeq and is a predicted model, not a curated record. Gene Ontology annotation, biological process: regulation of pH; sodium ion transport; proton transmembrane transport.
ACAGAUGUUUUGGCUUUUGAGUUUUGAUUUGAGUCUUCCUCUUCCUCUUCACUUCAAUUUCAAUUCAAAGAUAACAUGGCGGUUGUUGGGAGGUGUAUUUCAAUUUUAUUUAUAUUUACAUUUCUCUUUUUAUCUAUGGAAUUUGCCCUUUCUGCAUCUACAGAUAUCGAGCUUGAUGCCAAAGCCCAACUCAUUCAUCGAAUAGAUAGUCUAAAUCUAUUGUUGUAUACUUUUCUUUUAAUUUUAACUGUACUGACAAUAUGGUUGUUCAAGCACAGAAGAUUCCGUUUUCUUCACGAAACUGGAUUGGCUGUCAUUUAUGGACUGAUAGUGGGUGCAAUGAUCCGUUACAUUGGCAGCACGACGACGAAGCUGCACAUGUCAGUGGAGCCGCAGAAGGCGGAUAGGUACAACCUGUCGCUGCCACCCGACACCCUCUGGCUGCGAUACUCGGUCAAGGGCGCUUCCGGCUCCCUUGUCAACAAGACCUACGGAUAUUCCUUCCGCAGUGAGGUUGUCGAUCUAGAGGGCAAUGAAAUCGACUUUAAGGCUACUUUUGAUCCAGAAAUAUUUUUUAAUAUUAUACUUCCGCCAAUCAUAUUCCAUGCUGGAUACUCAUUGAAAAGGAAAUAUUUCUUCAGAAAUCUUGGGGCUAUUUUAACAUUUGCUUUGAUUGGCACAACAAUAUCCUCUUUUGUUGUUGGAUCUCUAAUGUACGGAUUUGUGCAGGCAAUUCCUCGUCUGAAAGGUAGCAUCACUUUCUUGGACUCGCUGUACUUCGGCGCAAUAAUAUCGCCCACCGAUCCACUCACCAUUCUCGCUAUUUUCAACGAUCUCCGAGUUGACGUCACUCUCUAUUCUCUCGUGUUUGGUGAGAGUGUGUUGAACGAUGCGGUUGCCAUUGUGCUCAGCGGAGCAAUUCAAAACUAUGCUGAGCGAUACCAGUCUGGGUCUGGUAAAUUUGAAUCUUAUGCUUUCUUCAGAGCUCUUGGAGAUUUCAUCGGAAUAUUUUCGCUUUCGUUCAUUAUUGGCGCUGUCAUGGGAUGUAUUACCGCAUUGUUGACGAAAUUCACUCGAGUUCGUGACUUUCCGCUGUUGGAAUCGGCGUUGUUUGUACUGAUGUCCUACAGUACUUUCUUGAUAGCUGAAGCUUCUGAUCUUACAGGAGCGUGAAGGAGCGACUGCUGAGGGUGGGGGUAGGGGUGGGGGUGAGAAGGCGUGGCUGGCCAAGGUGUGGGGCAGUUUGGAUGUGCGCUACCUGAAGCCUCUGCUGACGCAUGCGCGUCCCACUCUGCUGGAGACUCUGCCAGUCUGCUGCAAUCCAUUGGCGCGGCUUCUCACCACCACCGAACAGAUGACACAGGAUUGCAGACGACGGUCCGGUUCAGACUCUGAUCUUUGUCUGGAGGAAACCGAAAUGUCAGCUGGGGACCAAUCACACGUCCAGCCUAAAACCGCCCCUGUGAUCAUUAUUCCGGACUCGUGUUCACAAACAAAUGGAAUGUUAACGCGAAGAACUGAAUAAAAAUGAAAUAAUAAAUAACUCCAUUUCUUUUAUUAUUUCAAAUAUCUCUGUGCUGUGAUUCUGUUUUCUUAUUAAUUAUUAUUAUCAUUAUUGUAUAAUAUGACAUGUACUUAUAUUGUAAUUUAUGAAUAUUAAAUUGUUGAGUUCAAUUUAA